GGGGACCUGUUGACGCACUAGUCUUUUGCAGUGCUACUCCAGUGUGUUCAGGAAACGUCACUAAAUCCAAGGAAAAUUUCUAACCAUUUCUCUACAAACAGCUGCUUCUCAGAGUCUGUACAAAAUCUAUAAAAUGUUUGCAUAGGCUAUUGGCAUAUUUUGUUGUGGUAUAUUUUGUCAUUAUGAGAUGUCGUCUCUCAGUGCUUCAUUUGUGCAAAUUAAAUUUGAUGACUUGCAGUUCUUUGAAAGCUGUGGCGGAGGGAGUUUUGGGAGUGUUUAUCGAGCCCGAUGGAUAUCACAGGACAAAGAGGUGGCUGUAAAGAAGCUGCUCAAAAUAGAGAAAGAGGCAGAAAUACUCAGUGUGCUCAGUCACAAAAACAUCAUUCAGUUCUAUGGAGCUGUUAUAGAACCUCCUAACUAUGGCAUAGUUACAGAAUAUGCUUCUGUUGGCUCAUUGUAUGAUUACAUUAAUAGCAACAGAAGUGAAGACAUGGAUAUGGAGCAUAUGAUGACCUGGGCAACUGACAUAGCUAAAGGAAUGCACUAUUUGCAUAUGGAGGCUCCGGUCAAAGUAAUUCACAGAGAUCUGAAGUCUAGAAAUGUUGUUAUAGCUGCUGAUGGAGUAUUAAAGAUCUGUGAUUUUGGUGCUUCAAGGUUUCACCACCAUACGACACACAUGUCCUUGGUGGGUACCUUCCCCUGGAUGGCUCCAGAAGUUAUCCAGAGUCUCCCAGUGUCUGAAACAUGUGACACGUAUUCAUAUGGUGUGGUUCUCUGGGAGAUGCUAACAAGGGAGGUCCCCUUUAAAGGCUUGGAAGGAUUACAAGUAGCUUGGCUUGUAGUGGAAAAAAACGAGAGAUUAACCAUUCCAAGCAGUUGUCCCAGAAGUUUUGCAGAACUGAUGCAUCAGUGUUGGGAAGCUGAUUCAAAGAAAAGGCCAUCUUUCAAGCAGAUCAUUUCAAUUCUGGAAUCCAUGUCCAAUGACAGUAACCUUCCAGACCAGUGUAACUCAUUCCUGCAUAACAAGGCAGAGUGGAGAUGUGAAAUUGAAGCAACCUUAGAGAGGCUGAAGAAACUGGAGCGUGAUCUGAGCUUUAAAGAGCAAGAGCUCAAGGAACGGGAGAGACGUUUGAAAGUAUGGGAGCAGAAGUUAACAGAACAGUCCAAUACUCCUCUUUUCUUACCUAUUGCUGCAAGAAUGUCUCAGGAGUCUUACUUUGAAACUAAAACAGAGGAAUCAAACAGUGCAGAGAUGUCAUGUCAGAUCACAUCAACAAGUAACGGGGAGGUAGCUGGCAUGAACCAAAGUCUGCAGGCCUUGAUGAUGAAGGGCUUUGGGGGUAUCUUCUCUAUGAACCAAGCAGGAUCUGUCCUGCAUUCUGGAAUGCAGAUAAACAUGCAAGCCAAAAAGAAUUCUUCUAAAACCACCUCUAUGAGAAAGGGGAAGAAAAUCAACAUGGCUGUGGGUUUCAGAGAAUUUGACUGGUCAGAUGAUGAUGAAGAUGAUGAUUUUGAUGAUACAGAUGAUUCUAGUGAAUGAAAUUAGAAAACUAAUUACAUCUAAAAUUGGUUUCUAGCAAAUAAAAGCAAUAAAGUUUCAGAAAAAUCAUCCUGUCAUUUUGGUCUGUUUUAAACCCUGUAAAAGAAACAAAAGCAAAAACACUACAUUUUUCUAGGCCAGUCAUAUUUGUAUGUUAAAAAUCUAUCUUGUUGGUUUUUAGAUUGUGUUGACCUAUUUUUGCUUUGCUGAAAUUUGGAACAAAAAUUUCAAAACAAAUUGAGGUUUUUAAAACCCACAAAAUAUAGCUGCAGCUCAAAUUUAUGCUGUAAUAUUUGGUGUCUGAUUACAGAAACUUCUGUGGCUGAAUAUGUUUAAGAUCUGAAAACAAUGGGGGAACUUAAACACCUAUUUUACUUAAACAUACAUCCAUUACUUUUCUUUUUGUUUUUGUAGUUUUCUUUACCUGUUUUAUUGUUGAUCAUAUGAACAUAUUUGUGUUUCCAUGUGGGCUUUUCCUAUACAAUCCAUUCUUUCUGACUGCUACAGUGAAGUUGUUUUGCUAAAUUUGUGAUUUCUCAAUCAUUUUCAAGGCAAUAUCCUGUGAUAUCAUAAAUACAUUACUAAGAAGGCUAAGCAGGGUUGAGAAAAAUAAAGCCCUUUCAAACUACAGUUUAAGAAACAGCAAUUGAAUACAGACAAUCACUGGUAAUAGAUAAUUUGUAUAAAUGUUCUUUUCUCUCUUUCUCUUUAGUUUGUGAAAUUCACUCUUUAGUACAGUCACUUACAAUAAAACCUCACCACCUAAUUGCAUUGUGGUAGUCUACAAGCUCACUGGUUUUCUGUUACAUGCGUGUAAAUCCAGGAAAUCUCAUUAACUUUGAUGGCUUUACUCUGGAUUUAUUCCGGUUUUGCUGAGAGCAAAAUUGGUCUUAGGUUAUUUACAGCAAUUUUUUAUUUUGCUGUAACUAUUAAACCAUUUAUCACUGUCCUUUCCAGAAUAGGGGAGAGAGAUACAUUUUAAAAGUGUUUGAGCCCUCCUACUGUGGCUUAAGCUAAAUUCUCAGUGAUGACAUGAAGAAUAUUCUCUAAAGUUUAAAUAUCCAUUUUUCUGCUGUGAAAUCAUUUUAAAAAUAUUGCCACUGUUAUUAUGAUUCAUCCUAAAAUUGAGUACAUAAGUAUCUGUUGCAGUAAUUACCCCACAAACACUCUGCCCGGAACAGUGAAUGUAUUUUCCUGAUGAACUCUUUGGUGGUGGCACAGAAAGAGAGAAGGAAACAGAUACAUUCACACCUACAGGUGCAGAAGAUAGGCCCAUUGUAAAACGUUUGCCAAAUAAAGAAGGGCAAAAAUUUUAAAGAAAAGGGUUACUUUCAUAUUCAGUUGGAUUUGAGGGGAUAAUUAAAUUCCUAAGUGUCAUGUGUUGAUAGUGUUUCUCUCAUGAAAAAUGGUGAUUAAUGCUGUUUAAAUACCUUAGAAAGUAGAAUCAUUACAUGAUAGCAGGUCUGAAGCUGGAUCUCCAAGAGUUUGGAACAUUAUAUUCUACUAUUUAGAAAUAAGAGAAAAAAUUCUUGAGAAGUUUUAAAAUUAGCUUUUCUAGGGUGACGAGUGCAAUUUUUCCUCAUGUAAGGCCCAGUGCUGUUCUGGUCACCUGCAAAGCACUCAGUGCUUUCAACAAUGCUUGAGUUCAACUGGAUCUCAGCACCUCACAGGACUGGGCCCUUAACUGUAUGAAAUGUAUAGAAUUUGAGCCAGGUUCCACCCUCUUGCUAGCAGGUUCAAGUCCAUUGUCUUUGUGAUAUCUGGGGCAAUUUUUUCAUGCUAGUAAGAAUUUGUCAUUUCAACACUGAACAAUGCAAUAUGUUCUUAUUAGGAUAAUUUGCUAUAUCUUGUCCAAGUGAAAUUUGCUCCUACAAUAUCAGUGGUAAUAGCAUUUUAGGAGCACUAAGCAAAGUGACUGAGGGUGUGGAGAGGGACAGAAUAGAAAAGGGGCAACAAAUUAAAUGGAAAUGGCAGCAAACAAGCUACUUCCAAAUGCAGAUUUGUAUUGUUUUUUAAGUCUGCACCUGCUAACAGCUACCGCAGCAACGUUAUUUUUAUAACCACUAUACUACAGGCAGGAAAAAUUGAAGGAUUUGUAUAAUCUAAUAUGUAUCUAUGUUAAACUACUGUACCAUAUUUCUAGUGUAGAGUUGCACAGCUGUAACUGAAGUCAAAAUUGAACCCAGUAUGUUUAGAAAUGCAAAAACAAAAAUAUCUCUUCUUAGCACUGAUACUGAUACUUUGCACUUUUAAAGCACCUAAUAAUCUCAAUGCACUUUAUAUACAUACGUGUUGGUUUUAAUUAGAUGUUCAAAUCCACUUCUUGAUUUAAAUCUUCACCUAAUAAAAUAUUCCAACACUACUAUAUCACAUCACUUUUUUGUUGAGGACAGAUAUUCUCAUGCAUCUCUUAUUAAAGUGAAUAGGAGUUACUUGAGCAUAAUAAAUGGAAUAAUUUGGCAUCUUGUACAUAGAGAGCAGAGCUGGUAAAAAUAAUUUAAAUUUAAUUUGUCAAUGAAAAACAAGGACAACAUUUUCAUGAAUUGUCUCUAUUUUUUAGCCAACUCUAAUAAAGAUCUAUUGAGAAAUAAAGAAAUAACUCUCCAAACAUUUACUUUCAUGUUCAAAGUAGAAAGGUCCUAGAAUUGUUGUAAAAGAAAGAUCUACUAAGCUCAAGGCUUUUCCCAAACUUUCCUGUUGUGAUUCCUUUAAAGUACGGUUAUAUUCAAAAUAGUAGCUUCGCUUACAAAAUGACAUUGUGGAGGUCUAUUUUUUUAUUCUUCUAUAAUGACUGCCAUACCAAAUGUGUUCAGUUUACAAGUCACAAAUAAAUUGUGCUUGACUAUCCAGCUAUGUUGUUUCUGCCUCAAACAUCCUCACUAUAUUUUAAAUUUGAAAGUUAUGGAGGCAAAACAAAACCGUUUUGAUCUUCCACCGUUGAUUUUGCUCUGCAGUGCUAGCAGGAUUAAACUUGUUUUUUUAAUCUAUCUAGAUGUCCAAACACCAAAGGGUCUACAAUAGUUGCUAAUAAUAGUUAACAGUUACAUAGCAUGUCACAUGAUCAAAGUAUUAACCCAGGGCCCUAUGAGGCAGAUAAGGUGAAAUGUUGUUAUCCUAUUUCACAGCUGGGGAAGCUGAUACAGAGAAGUUAAAGGCCAAAUCUGAACUUCUAGUUUUUACUCAGUCAUUAUACUUAAACUAACACUGGCUUUAGUGGGACUUAUUUCCUGACUUGAGGAACUCCGAGUUUAGCCCUUUUAUUUACCCAAAGCCACAUAGUGAGCUGGGAUUAGAACUCAGGAUUUCCUGACUCCGAACCCAGUUCUCAUUCUUUCAGACUUGGAAAAGUUGCAGGGACUAGAUAUGCUGAGUAAGACUAUUUUAAUGUAGUCACUUUUCUAACUGUAAUAAUACUAAUGCUUUAGAAUAGCAAUUGCUCUGAGAUCUAAUGCUUAGAUCUGAGGACUUAGUUUCAGGGCUUAUAUUGUUUGUGGAGUGUUUGGAUAUGCUUGAUCAGCUGGCUAUAUUUGUUAGUUGUAAUACUUGGACUUAGUCUCCUCUAGAUGCUGGGAAUUUUUGAGACAUGAGAUCUGAAGUAGCUCUUCGGCACAUGGUCAUGUUCUUGACUUGUUGUUCAUUUAUCAUUGCAGUAUUUUAUUAGAUUUUGAUUUCAUUUCAUUGUAGAUCUUAAAGCAGUUAUUCUAAUUAAAUAUUGAUACGUUAAUGAUUUAUAUUGCUAUCAGCAGCAGUAAAUCCACAGCACGCAUAAUAAAGCUAAUAAGUAACUAGCAAAGUUACUGUACAUCUUUAGUAAGCUAUUUUCUGUUUUUGCAAUAAGGCAGCUUUUACAGGUUUUUAAUAAGACCUCCGACUUGAUAGAGGUUUAAUUACAGGCCAAUAGAGAAUCCAUUCUGUUCUUCCAACUUUCAUGUAGCAAAAUAAGGUCACAGGACAUGCAAUAAUUUUUACAGUCCUUAAAUAUACCAAUAGAAAUCUGGAGAGGAAUGCACUUUUCCCCCCUGACUUCAACGUAGUGCACACUAUGAAGUCUGUAUAGAGGUUUCUGGUGUGUGAAGAUUUAGUUUCAGGACUGUAGUAUCAACAACCUACAUUAAACAUUUUACGUUGUGUGCAAAAUAUUCUGCUGACUUUUAAAGUCAGAUAUAGUCCACUGCAUUUUCUUGCUUUUGCACUCUUUAAAAAGUUUUGUACUGAAUACUAGGAAAUGAUUCUAUUUAUACUCCAAGUGUGAGCAAAUGAAAUUUUAAUAGAAAAUAUUUUCAGUGUUAGAAAACUUCAUCCCUUCCUACUGAAAUACUAUGCUGAACAAAACCUGUGCCAAAAUUAUUGUGGUGUAAACUGACUAGCUAAUUUGUAUGGAACAUGCAAUGUUACACCCUCUUGUGGUAAGACCUUUCAGUAGUCAGUUGUUUUCUUCACCGCACUUAACAUGUGAUGUCUUGCUUUGUUCACAGUAUGGAUUUGGUUUUCCAGGUUUAAAAAAAAAAAUGUAAUGUAUUCAAUUUUCUCAGUUGGUGUCAUGAACUUGAUUUUGAUGUGAAGUUUUUUCCUUUGCUUCUCUUUGUUCCAAACUUCUAUUUUGCAAUAAACAUUUUGACAGUAAA
Messenger RNA from Malaclemys terrapin pileata, 6165 nucleotides. It is a transcript of the gene MAP3K20, whose product is annotated as mitogen-activated protein kinase kinase kinase 20. Bases 188 to 1540 code for a protein of 450 amino acids. Gene Ontology annotation, biological process: protein phosphorylation. Gene Ontology annotation, cellular component: cytoplasm. Gene Ontology annotation, molecular function: ATP binding; protein kinase activity; protein binding. Lineage: Eukaryota; Metazoa; Chordata; Testudines; Emydidae. The transcript is spliced from 12 exons. The record is from RefSeq and is a predicted model, not a curated record.